Vicia villosa (hairy vetch) is the source of this 2136-nucleotide messenger RNA. RefSeq lists its product as uncharacterized. The transcript has 3 exons. NCBI's taxonomy places the organism in Eukaryota, Viridiplantae, Streptophyta, Magnoliopsida, Fabales, Fabaceae. The annotation marks the transcript as partial. The record is from RefSeq and is a predicted model, not a curated record.
UUCUUGUAUGGUGAUCUAGAUGAAACGAUCCUGAUGAGGCAACCUGAAGGGUAUGUCGAAAAGGGGAAGGAAGAUUAUGUGUGCAAGUUAAAGAGUUCUUUGUAUGGGCUGAAACAAUCUCCUCGACAGUGGAAUAGGAGAUUCGACAAUUUCAUGGCACGCAUAAGUUUCAUUAGAAGUCAGUUCGACCACUGCGUUUACUUCAGAUUUCGACCUGGUAAUUCAUUUGUUAUUUUGUUGCUUUAUGUGGAUGAUAUUCUCAUAGCAAGCAACAAUGUUGAAGAUGUGACGAGGGUGAAGGCUGAACUCAAUAAGGAGUUCGAUAUGAAGGAUCUGGGAGCUGCUUCCAGGAUUCUUGGAAUUGACAUUCGAAGAGAUAGAAAGAAGUCGAAGUUAUGCCUAUCUCAAGAGGCAUAUCUACGGAAGAUUCUUGAAAAGUUUGGUAUGUCGAAUUCGAAGCCAGUUGUGACUCCAACAAACCCUCAAUUCAAGCUGAGUAUUGAUCAGUGUCCUAGUACUGAUGUCGAAAGAGCCUAUAUGAAUAGCAUUCCGUAUGCUAAUAUAGUUGGUUCUUUGAUGUAUGCUAUGGUUUGUACUAGACCCGACAUAGCUUACGCAGUCAGUCUUGUAAGCAGGUACAUGGCGAAUCCUGGAAAGGCUCACUGGCAAGCAUUGAAGUGGAUUUUAAGGUACAUAAAUGGGUCUCUGAAUAGAGUUCUAAUUUAUGGUGGAGCCUUGGAUGAAAAUAGUAAAGCAGUAAUAGAAGGAUAUGUCGACUCUGAUUAUGCAGGUUGUAUGGAUUCCAGAAAAUCUAUUUCUGGAUAUGUUUUCACUAUGUUUGGCACUGCAAUUAGUUGGAAAGCAACACUUCAGAAGGUUGUUGCUCUAUCAACCACUGAAGCAGAGUAUAUUGCCCUAACUGAAGCUGUGAAAGAAGCAUUGUGGCUUGAAGGUUUUGCGAAGGAGCUGAAACUUCAAGAUCGAGGUAUCACUGUUAAAUGUGAUAGUCAAAGUGCAAUACACCUGUCGAAGAAUUCAGCUUAUCAUGAGCGAACUAAGCACAUUGAUAAGCUUAUAGACCAAUUACUACAUGUUCAUGUGCCAAUAACUUGUUCAUGUGGUGCCCUUGGUUCUGUUAGAAAGUAUUGGGAACAAGAGUAUGUGAUCAAAUUUCUGAAAGGAUUGAAUGAGAAGUUUACACAAUCUAAAACUCAGAUCAUGAUGAUGAACCCUCUACCAAGCAUUGAUCAGGCCUUUGCCCCGAUUAUUCAACAAGAACUAGAACUCAAUAGUUCUCAAUCUACUAUUUCUAACAGCACUGGAACUGAUGAAUCAACAGCUUUUCACUUGAAUGUAGCUCCAAGUCCCAAUUAUUCUAAGAUUGGCAACAACUCUUUCAAGGGCAAGAGUAAUGGUUAUGGAGGAAAUAAGGGUCACAAUAGAGUAUGCACUCACUGUGGCAGAACCAAUCACACAGUUGAGACAUGUUUUAUCAAACAUGGAUAUCCUACUGGUUUUAAAGGUAAAGGAAAAUCUCUUACUUCUAAUGCUCAAUCUCAAUAUGUGGUUUCUAUUGAAACAUGUCAGACAUCUCCUAGGCAGCGGUCCACUCAGUCCAUGUUUGGUUUCACUCAAGAGCAAUAUCAAAGUGCAACUGACCACAUAUCCUUUGACCUUGCUAAUUUCACUUCACACAAAACCAUUGUUCCUAUCCAUGUUAGCUUACCUAAUUGUUCACAUGUUAUUGCUUCUAUUUCUGGCACUGUUUCCAUUUCCUCAACUUUAGUUCUACACAAUGUUUUAUACAUUCCUAGUUUCCAUGUCAACCUAAUCUCUAUUGCCAAACUUGUACAAAACAAUGAUUGUGUUGUCCAUUUCACUGAUAUUUCGUGCCAAAUUCUGCAGAACCAUUCCAAGAAAAUGAUUGGUUCGGCUAAACUUCACAGAGGCUUAUAUGUGCUUGAUUCCUCUCAACACAGUUAUGCUUGUGACUCUUCUAUACAAGAUCCUUCUUUACUUUGGCAUUUAAGAUUAGGGCAUCUUUCUUAUAUAGGAUUACAAAAUAUAUCUAAAAUAUUUCCUUUUAUUCCUUCAAAAUGUAACAAUACUUUUCCAUGUUGUAAUACGGUGAACUGA